Cryptosporidium muris RN66 is the source of this 264-nucleotide messenger RNA. Its product is annotated as Tim10/DDP zinc finger domain-containing protein. NCBI's taxonomy places the organism in Eukaryota, Apicomplexa, Conoidasida, Eucoccidiorida, Cryptosporidiidae. The record is from RefSeq and is a predicted model, not a curated record. The transcript has 2 exons. The coding region runs from base 1 to 264 and encodes 87 amino acids.
AUGGAAAAUAGCAUUUUAUUAGAUAAAUUGUCUGAUAAGGAUAAAGAAGAAGUUUUAAAUAAGUUAUCUGAAUUAGAGAUUCAAGAUUCUAUGAAUACAUAUAAUGGCUUGGUACAACGUUGUUUCAAUGAAUGUAUAACAAUACUUAGAAGUAAAAACCUUGAUAAUAAUGAGAAGACAUGUGUUAACUCUUGUGUUGCUAAGUUUAUGAAUUUCUCUCGACGGAUAGGUCUGCGUUUUGCAGAGAAGAGUCAAUCUACGUAA